CUUAAAUUGUUUUCAAUAAUUUAGCUCGGCGCUUUCUCUUACCAAUCCACAGACAAAAAUUUGUCAUUUCCAUAUUUGAUCAUUUAUCAUCAAUCUCUCCGUUUUGCAGCCCCCUAGCUAGCUAAUCUUCACUAAUAAUUAAUCUGUUUCUUUACACACACACAAACAUAUACUUUACUUUUGGUGGCACUUUCAGUAUCAUUUCAUGGAUGAUAUUGAAGUUCCAAGAUUUUUUAUCUGCCCAAUCUAUCUCCAAAUCAUGAAAGACCCAGUUACAACCAUAACUGGCAUCACAUAUGAUCGAGAAAGCAUCGAGCGUUGGCUAUUCACUAGUGAAAACACUACAUGUCCAGUCACCAAACAGUCCUUGCCAAAGGACUCAGAUUUAACCCCUAACCACACCUUACGCAGAUUAAUCCAAGCUUGGUGCACUGAGAAUGCAUCACAUGGUGUUGAUCGAAUCCCCACCCCUAAGCCCUGCCUUGACAAAGCCUAUGUCCUUAAACUCAUAAAAAACCUUUCCCAUCAUAAGCUGCAAAUCGAAGCUCUUACACAAAUGGAAGUACUUGCAGCGGGGAAUGAAAGGAACAGGAAGUGCAUGGUUGAUGCUGGCUUGCCCAAGGCCUUGUUAGUGUUCAUCGUAUCGUGUUUCGAGAAUGGUCAAGUUUCUGGUAUUCAAGAAGCUCUCUGUAUAUUACGAUUAAUUAAAAUUCCCCGAAGUGAAUCGAGUGUGUUUCUUUGUGAAAAUGGUAAGAUUAUCGAAUCCUUGACGUGGGUUUUAGGGUGCAAAAUGGAUAAUUAUGCCACUGUUAAAUCCCAUGCAGUUUCAGUGUUGAGAAUACUCCUUGAAGAUGCGAGUUCUAGUGUGCUAAAGAGGCUCAAACCUGAAUUCUUUGAGAGGAUUGUUGGUGUUUUGAGAGAGAAAAUCACCCAGCAAGGUAUUAAAGAUGCCUUGGAAGUGCUGUUAGAUGCUUGCCCUUGGGCAGGAAAUCGGAAAAUGAUGGUUGAAUCAGGUGCAGUUUUUGAGCUCAUAGAGCUUGAAUUGGGAUCUCCUGAAAGGAGAACCACAGAGCUCAAUUUGGGUGUAUUGUUUCAUUUAUGUUGUUGUGCUGAGGGAAGAGCACAAUUCCUAAGUCAUGGAGGCAGCAUUGCUGUGGUUGCAAAGAGAAUCUUAAGGGUGUCCCCAGAAGUCAAUGAUCGGGCCAUUCUGAUCCUUUCAUUGAUAUGUAAAUUCUCAGGAACAAGCAUGGUGAUCCAAGAAAUGGUGGAUGUUAAAGCUGUCCCAAAGCUGUGUAUGUUGCUUCAAGCUGAUUGUGCACCAUAUUUGAAGGACAAAGCUAGGGAAAUCCUUAGAUCACAUUUCGAUGAGUGGAAGAACUUUCCUUGCAUUUUUUCUUCCCUCUCAAGUCUCGAGUCUUGAGUACAAGGUAUCUAGGUGAUUUCGAGUUCUGCAUAGCCUUCUCCUUCCAAUCCAUUUCUUAUUAUUAAUUAGUAUAGCAACACAAAUGCGAAUCCCAUUAAUGAAAAUGCUAGAACAUAGCUACGGGACCAUAUUUAGUAUGCAAGAAAACUUAAUUUCCAUGUGAUGCACACAGGCACAGCUUCCAAGUGA
Molecule: messenger RNA, 1612 nt
Organism: Populus nigra (black poplar)
Lineage: Eukaryota; Viridiplantae; Streptophyta; Magnoliopsida; Malpighiales; Salicaceae
Product: E3 ubiquitin-protein ligase PUB24-like
Exons: 1
Coding region: 206-1420 (404 amino acids)
Biological process (GO): protein ubiquitination
Molecular function (GO): ubiquitin protein ligase activity
Source: RefSeq, a predicted model, not a curated record